Arachis ipaensis is the source of this 804-nucleotide messenger RNA. NCBI's taxonomy places the organism in Eukaryota, Viridiplantae, Streptophyta, Magnoliopsida, Fabales, Fabaceae. The record is from RefSeq and is a predicted model, not a curated record.
UAAAUUUAAUUGUUAGUACUCUUCAAUUCACUUGUUCUUUAAGAAGAAACUUCUUUUCUUUAAAAUGCUGACUAGUGAUAGUUUUAUUUCAGAGAGCUUAUAAAACAUGGAUUUAAAGUAAGAGCUGGAGUGAGGAGUGCUGAGAGAGUUGGUCCACUAAUCAAGAGUGUUGAGCAAAUGAAGCUUCAUGAUGGAACAAGUGGAGGGAAGAGUACUGGUUACUUCAUUGGGAACAAAUAAAUUUGGUUUACCUGCAGCUAUUCUCAAACACUUUAUUUGGGGGUCAAGUAUCAAACCUUCAGAACUUAUGGCAGUCAUGGCCAAGAACCCUGAUCUUGCAUAUUGUAAAAUAGUAGAGGUAGUAACAGAGACAACUGCGCCGCUAACUCCCACGGAGGAGCUUCUUGCAAAGAUAUCAUCUCAAAGACCUUACAUUUCUUCACCAAAGAAACCGAAUGCUGCAACCAUCAGUGAUCCGGCUCCCUCGAAACCUGCCAUUGCCACAGCCACUGAGAAGGAAACUGCACAACCAAAACUGGUUGCGAAACAGUCACUUUCGCCUUAUACUGUGUAAGCCUAACUUGGAUAUUUGUGUGUUUGAAGGUCUUGCUCAUAAUAUCCAGUAAGUAAUGAUGAAUGGCUGGCUUACAUCAGAAGGUAGUUGAAUAUAUUCUUUCUGAUUCAUUUAUUAUUUUAAGAUAUAUUUCACGGUGCUUCUUUGUUCUUUCUACGUUUAUUUUUUUUUUUGGUCUGUCUCUCUCGCUCUUCUCUCUUUCUCUCUAUGUAUAUUAUAUGAAAGUGAUG